Pecten maximus is the source of this 1648-nucleotide messenger RNA. Its product is annotated as testis-expressed protein 9-like. The coding region runs from base 90 to 1364 and encodes 424 amino acids. The transcript is spliced from 12 exons. Lineage: Eukaryota; Metazoa; Mollusca; Bivalvia; Pectinida; Pectinidae. The record is from RefSeq and is a predicted model, not a curated record.
CAUUUUACGACAUACAUUGUUUACGAUCGCAACCACUGCAUACUCAUUUCAUUUUUCUUCAAAGAAGAUUUAGACUCAACACAUCGAUCAUGGCCGAUUCAGGCCGACAUAGUUCCUCAAAGUCUGGACGGAGGUCUGGCAGUGGUGUGAAGAAUACCAACUUAACAUCUGGAGGAAACACUUCUAGUAUACUGAGUAAGGAGGAGGAGUACAAGAGACUGAAUGCUGAGUUGGAGGCAAAAACUGCAAGUCUUGUCAGAGAAGCAGAGGAAGUAUUGAAAGAGCAGGAUGCUGUGUUUUCUCAUCCCAGCUUACUAGACAACAUCAACACGGAGGACUUCUUAGAUGACUAUGAUGAAGAAAUUGAUGACGGGCCAUCACCGACGCCACAGUCCAGACCCAGUUCCAAAUUGAUAAAUCAGAAUCGCUCAUCAAGUACAGCAAACCAGAAUAGACCAACUUCAGCCAAUCAAAGCAGAUCAGGUUCAGCCAAUCAGAGCAGACCAAGUUCAGGCACACAAAGUAGACCACAUUCAAAAACAAAGAAAACUGGUUCAGCAAGAUCUCGGGGUCGGAGCGCAAAGUCUAAUGUAUCGGAUAAUGUCGCAGUCCCUGAUGAAGCAUUCAUCACAGAAUGUAAAGAAUUCUCCAAGCAGACGAUCCUUAAUACCAUCACAAACAUUGAGGAUCGCCUUGACACAGACAGUGACAACGAAGAUGACGAUGAUAUUAUACCACAGGCCGCCGCUGAUAUGGGCUCUGAGGCCACCAUUCGUUUCCUGAAGGCUAAGUUACGAGUGAUGCAGGAGGAACUGGACAGACUGGCACAGGAAUGUAAUAAAAAGGAUGAACAAAACAACAGCAUAGGUAGCAGGAUUAAGGAACUUGAAGAUGAACGUGGCAGACUUCACCGGACAAAUGCCUCACAGCAGACUCAGAUAGACAAAUACAAGAAGAUGGCAGAGGAUGCUAAGACAAAAUCUGACAGUUCUGAAUCACAGCUUGUGUCUCUUAGGAAGGAACUUGAGCAGAUAAAGAGAACACAGAAACAACAGUCCUCAUCUCAGUCUGCCACUGAAGUAAGACUCAAUCGAGCUUUAGAAGAGAUUGAGAAACAGAAGGAACAACUUUUACGCUCCAAAUCAUCAUCAAAGGAAUCCACGGAGCAGGAGAAACACAGAGUCGACCAGCUGAUAGCAGUCAACAAACGGCUGGAGAAACAGAAAAAUGAACUCAUGGCCGGGUUUAAAAAACAGCUGAAACUUAUUGAUAUUCUUAAAAGACAAAAGAUGCACAUAGAAGCUGCGAAGAUGUUGUCAUUUUCAGAAGAAGAAUUUGUCAAAGCUCUAGAAUGGGGCAGUUAGUUUUGAAAAUCAUUCCUAUUUUUAAUUGUUGGAGGCUGUGGGUGGAAUAUUAGAUGUUAAUUUAUGUAAGAAAUACAAAACACAAAUCAGCUAUUUGUGAUGAAUUUUAAGUUAAAUAAACUACAAAAUGUUAAAGGUAAACUUUUAUAUUUUAUCUUUUGACAAGAAAAAUUGCUGAAGAUACAGUUUUCACUAAAGUUUUAAAACAGAUGACUUUAAGAAUCCGAAGGUUGAAUGAAUACAUUUCAACCUGUAACAAAAUAACAAUGGAGGCAAUGAAAAAA